Nanorana parkeri is the source of this 1491-nucleotide messenger RNA. RefSeq lists its product as uncharacterized. NCBI's taxonomy places the organism in Eukaryota, Metazoa, Chordata, Amphibia, Anura, Dicroglossidae. Bases 153 to 1196 code for a protein of 347 amino acids. The record is from RefSeq and is a predicted model, not a curated record. The transcript is spliced from 5 exons.
UAAGGGUUAAUAGCUGCGAUGGCCCCGCCCCAUGGGAAAGUUACUCCCAGAAGUCUCCGCUGGUUCCUUGUUCCUCUGUAAACAAACAAAGACAGAUUCAUGGCUGCAGGGGGCCUUCAAAGCUCCACACGAGGUCCUAAGUUCCCGGAGAGAUGGGUCGACUGGAUGACCAUGCGAAGCACAGAAUUGUGGUGCUGAGGAAAGCCGGCCUCAGUUUCCGCAAGAUCAAGAAGGUCCUGGAACUUGACAAUAUCGAGGUGACCCCACAAGCCAUCUACCUCUUCUUGAAACGUAAGAAGAUCGAACCAGAAAAGUCACCCAGCGCCUCCCAGAACCCCCCUGCAAAAGGACAAGGUUGGGAGCAGACCCAGCUUUGCAACUUGUUACAGGAGAAAGGCGGGCAGAAGAAGGAUGGAGGCAAUCACGUGUGCAAGGAGAGACAGGCGGCAAGUGAUGUGAAGGAAGAGAGUCAAGAAACAGAGAUUAAAAUUGUCAACGUGACUUCUCUCUCCAGUGUCAACCAGUCACUUGCUCCACCGAUAAGCACUUCAAGGAGUAUCCCCCAAAGACACACUGUGCAGGAGACACAACCCUGCCCUGUCCGUUCUGCCCAGAAUCCCAUCGUGAACGGACCGCAACCCAACCCUGCCCAACCAGCGUCUCACCAUCCUCUAAAUGGAAGAGCCAGGACACCUUUGCCCGUACCUAAGAACCCGGCACUGCUCGUCUCCAAGAAGAUUGUGGACAGAGCCAUCAACUUACAGAAGAAGGUCAUCUUCCAAAAUGGCCUUCAGCUCUUGAUCAAUGGAGGAUAUUACCCACUUACUACACUGCCCAUCAACCAGCAGGCUGUAAGACCAGUGGCUCCACCCGCUCCUCAGGCGAAAGAUGCCACCACACAGACAGCCCCCUUCCCUCCACCCAGGACAGAAGUUAGUACAGAACAACUGGACUCUAUAAGGGGGGAGCUCCACAGACUGACACAGGUCAUGCAGUCUCUGAUUGACAGGCAGAAUCGUUGGGAACAAGAACAGAUGAGGCAAAGACAAUGUCAUCACCAAGAGGUGCUGUCUCAGAUCCAACAACUAGGAGCAACCCUGGGAGCAAAGAUUACUCAGAACUGUGGCCCUUUCACAGGCAGCCAGGAGCUCGAAGCAGCUCUUCCUGAUCUAGGACAUUUCAAGAUGGAGCUGUAAAAGGAACAGGCACGGGGCUGAAGCCAAGCUGAGAACUGCUUCCUGCAGCUGAAAACAGACAAUGACGGCAACCCUUGAGGGGAGACACUGUGUUUUAUAUUACACUGUAACUUCCUAACUGGAAUACACAGGGGUGUUGUUAAAGAUGGAAUGAAAAGUAGGGGCAGAUCUAUGAAAGUGUCGGGUCUUCCAACCAGCACUUCCACUACAGAGGGUCCUCACGGACACAAAGACAUAUACUUCAUGCUUGUCAUUUACCCUGCACUACAGUAGCCUAGGGAGGUCAUGGUGAAAA